Messenger RNA from Stegastes partitus (bicolor damselfish), 1185 nucleotides. Its product is annotated as zona pellucida-like domain-containing protein 1. The record is from RefSeq and is a predicted model, not a curated record. NCBI's taxonomy places the organism in Eukaryota, Metazoa, Chordata, Actinopteri, Pomacentridae. The transcript is spliced from 10 exons. The coding region runs from base 1 to 1185 and encodes 394 amino acids.
AUGGCUUUAAUCUUCCUCCUCAUCCUGACGUUCCUGUGUAUUGCGGGCCGAGAGGCCCUCGACCUAUCUGACUGCGGAGCUUACGCUAGAAGACCUGAAUUCACUGAUAUCGCAGUGAUGUGCGGCACAUCCUCAAUCGACUUGGCUAUUCAGAUCUGCCCAGCUAUCUACACCGGAUACAACGAGAGUUUACUGAUCCUGAACCACAUAUGGGGCAAUGUGGACUGUCAGGGGACGCUGGAUGCCUCGGUGGCUCCUCCUGUAGUGAGAUUCAGCUUUCCCAUCAGAGAAGGAAACGCCUGCGGAAGUACCUUCUUGACCACGAGCGCACCGGGGACGGGAAUAUUCUCCGACUUCUCCAACAUCCAGACGGUCAACGUGAGCGGGGUGGUUCGGUCCUCCGACCCAACCAUCGGCACCAUCACCUACAACGCAGAGCUCAAGUAUUACUACUCAUGUGCUUAUCCACUCGAGUAUCUCAUCAACAACACCCAGGUGGAUGUGUCAUCCUCUUCCAUUGCUUUGAAGGACAACAAUGGGAGCUUCAUCAGUACUCUCAGCUUGACUUUAUACCAGGAUAUAAACUACACCAUGCCCCUCAUCAUGCCACCUCGGGGCAUCGAACUGAGGAAAAAUGUUUAUGUGCAGGUGGUUGCAUCCAAUCUGACAUCGCAGUACUUUGUUCUUCUGGACCGGUGCUACGCCUCGGUGUCUCCGCAUCCUUCCAACUCCACCUUCUUUAAUCUUUUCGUCUCGUGCUCCAUAGAUCAGCUGACCACCAUGCUGGAGAACGGGGAUAGCCAGAAGGCUCGUUUCUACUUCCCAGUGUUCCGCUUCAUCGAGCAGCAGAAUGAGACCAUCUCCACCUACUAUCUGCACUGCAUCACCCGACUCUGCGAGCAAAGCACCUGCAACACCUUCAAGCAAUGCAACAGGAACAGGAGGAGCGUGGAGACCACUGUCGUCCAGGAUAGCGUCACUAAGCCCUCUGUGCUCACAGUGGCUAUAAAGGCCAAGACAGAAGAUCCCAUUCUCUCCAAAGAAGAGGCGCUGUCUGGUGGCCGGUCUGCUGGCAAGGGCGCCUCUGUCGGCCUGGGGAUUGCCGUGGCCAUCCUCAUUGUGAUAGGGGUGGCAGCCAUUUUGGUGGCGACGACUUUUUAUCUAAAACUGAAGCGGCUAAGCUAG